AAGCCAGCCUGAAGGUUCAGUAUUUUCCUCUUUUCUCUCUCUAAUCUUGCGCGGUUUACCAAGGCAAAAAAAACCGGCGUCGGCGAUCAGUGGCGGAGCUGAGCUGAGUUGUCAGUUGGAGGGGAUAUUUCCGGUAAUGGGAAGCUUACGUGGCAUUUCGGUUGCCAUUUUUGCAGUUCAAGCCUUGUUAGCUUCGGUAGCUUUGGUUUCUGCUCAGGGAUCUACUAAUGGUUCUCGUUGGCAGACUCUUAGUGGGAAUGCGCCCUUUGUCAUAGCACAUGGUGGAUUUUCAGGAAUAUUUGCAGGCUCUAGUUUUGGAGCUUAUAGUUUGGCUUUACUAACUAGUGUACCUAAUGUGAUCUUCUGGUGUGAUGUGCAAUUAACAAAAGAUGCGGCUGGGAUUUGCUUCCCUGAUGUUAAGCUAGAUAAUAAUUCUGACAUUGCAACUAUUUACCAGGGUCAAGAGAAGGCUUACCUUGUUAAUGGGGUCUCUACCAAGGGAUGGUUUUCCAUUGAUUACACUCUCAAGGAUCUCGGAAAUGUCAUCUUAAAUCAAGGUGUCUAUUCUCGUCCUAGCAGGUUAGAUGGUAAUAAUUACCCAAUUAUGACCGUUCAGGAUACCUAUACUCAAUUCAAGCCACCUGGUUUUUGGUUGAAUAUUCAGCAUGAUGCAUUCUAUGCACAACAUAACUUGAGUAUGAGAAACUUUGUACUUUCUGUAACUAGAAAUGUGAAUGUAACUGUUGACUAUAUCUCAUCACCGGAGGUGGCUUUCUUGCAAAGUAUUGCACCACGUUUUCAAAACAGCACAACAAAGCUUGUCUUCCGGUUUCUAGGUCAGAACGAUGUGGAGCUGUCAACCAACCAGACUUAUGAUUCUCUCUUAAAAAAUCUCACAUUUAUCAAGACAUUUGCCUCUGGAAUCAUUGUACCCAAGUCUUAUAUAUGGCCUGUAGAUGCAAAUCUUUACUUGCUACCUUCUACUUCUGUUGUUUUAGAUGCUCACAAAGAAGGGCUAGAAGUUUUUGCAUCAGAAUUUUAUAAUGAUGUUCCAUUUAGCUUCAAUUACUCCUACGAUCCAGUUGCUGAGUAUCUUAAGUUUGUUGACAAUGGUAACUUUGCUGUUGAUGGGGUGAUAUCCGACUUCCCGAUAACUCCAUCAGCUGCUAUAGAUUGCUUUGCUCACCUAAGCAAAAAUGCUUCAAAACAAGCAGUGGACCUUUUGGUCAUCUCAAUGAAUGGAGCAAGUGGAGACUUUCCUGGUUGUACUGACUUGGCAUAUUCAAAAGCAAUUGAAGACGGCGUAGAUAUUCUUGACUGUCCUGUUCAAAUGACAAAGGAUGGAACAGCUAUUUGCUUGAGCUCUAUAAAUCUGAUAGAUAGUACAACAGUUGCUCAAUCAAGUUUUAGCAAUCUUACAACAACAAUUCCAGAGAUUAUGCAAGGCAGUGGAAUAUUUACCUUUAACCUGUCAUGGAGUGAUAUUCGAAACUUAACAUCUGUUAUAUCAAGCCCACAGUCAGCUUACCGAUUGUUUCGAAAUCCAAGGUUCAGAAAUGCUGGAAACUUCUUAACGUUAUCUGAGUUUUUAGCCACAGCAAAGAAUGCUAGCUCUCUUCAAGGUGUCUUAAUCAGCAUAGAGAAUGCUCCCUUCCUUUUAGAGCAGGGAUUUGAUGUAACUGAUGCAGUGCUUAAUGCCUUGAGCGAAGCUGGCUAUGAUAAACAGACGGCUCAGACAGUUAUGAUACAAUCCAGUAAUAGCUCUGUUCUAGUGAAGUUGAAGAGCAAAACCAACUAUAAGCUUGUCUUCAAGGUUGAUGAAGAUAUCGGUGGUGCUCAGAAUGCAACAAUUGACGACAUUAAGAGAUUUGCUAGCGCUGUAGUCAUUAGCAAGGACUCUGUCUUUCCUGAAAAUACAGCAUACGUCACUGGUGUUACCACUGUUGUACCAAGGCUACAAGCAGCUAAUCUCUCUGUUUAUGUUCAAACCUUCAGUAAUGAGUUCACAUCUCAAGCAUGGGACUUCUUCUCUGAUGCAACUGUUGAGAUCAAUUCCUACCAUGUCGGAGGCAGUAUUAAUGGUGUCAUUACAGAUUUCCCAAAGACAUCUGAUAGAUACCGAAGGAACCGAUGCUUGAACAAAGGCAAUAGUACACCUGGUUACAUGAGCCCGGUUCAGCCUGGCAGCCUUUAUCAACUAAUCACACCUGCCUACUUGCCACCAGCUGAAGCUCCAAACCCCUACCUGACUGAAGCAGAUGUUGUCGAGCCCCCUCUGCCUCCUGUUGCAGCAAAAUCCCCAACUUCCAGUCCGCCCGGUACUCCAGCAGCCCCAACAUCACCAAAUGGACAGCCUAAAUUUGCUACUUCUAUCAUUGUGCCCCUCAUGGCUGUGCUUCUCGCCAUUUUUUCACUGUUUUAAAACCGCAGAAGAGCCGGCAUGCUCUUAACCAGUUUUCCCCCUUGCUUUUUUCCUUUUUUAAUCUCAUUGCGUAGACAUCAACUAGCAGCCAAUUCUUUUACCUUUUACUUUUGUAGGUAUAUUCAUUCUUCUCACUUGUACUUUUGAAUAGCACAAAUUCUUGAAAGAUACAUGUCUUUGAUUGAUGGAUCCUUUCCCUAUUUGGUUGCUGUAAGAUGUCCUGUGAUUAUUCUUUUGAGUGAAUCAUUGUUUAUGGAUCGAAUGUUCAAAGUAUGAAUAAGAUUUUUAAAUACCAGCAAAUAUAAUUAUCUAACUAUUUUGAAAUAGAUUCGAUAAUUUUAAGUACGAUAUAAUGUCUCAAUAUAAAAUUCAUAUGACAAAACGAUAAAGAUAUGACAAAUCAAAUGAAAUGGAAGUGAUAGUU
This is a messenger RNA of Durio zibethinus, 2846 nucleotides long. Its product is annotated as glycerophosphodiester phosphodiesterase GDPDL3-like. Lineage: Eukaryota; Viridiplantae; Streptophyta; Magnoliopsida; Malvales; Malvaceae. The record is from RefSeq and is a predicted model, not a curated record. Gene Ontology annotation, biological process: lipid metabolic process. Gene Ontology annotation, molecular function: glycerophosphodiester phosphodiesterase activity.